AUGCUUGACCAGUGAUUUGAUUGAGGAACAGAGAAAGGUUCAAGAAGCUGAGUUAGUGAUUUUUCAGUUUCCCUUUUAUUGGUUCAGCAUGCCUGCCAUCAUGAAGGGCUGGAUGGACAGAGUCUUGGUCCAAGGAUUUGCUCACAACUUCCCACAGGGUUAUGAUGAUGGCUUGUUCAAGAUCCAGGAGUAUUGUAUUUUUGUAAACCCUAAGCUCUUGGAGGCUACAAAGAUGUCGCUGGAAGAUAUUCACAUGAACACGCAGGACUUGCUGCAGAAGGAAGAACUAGAUGCUGGAGGAUUUGGAAUGGUUUCUUUAUGUUAUCACAAGAAAUAUGGGCUUGUGGUAUUAAAAACAGUAUAUACGGGACCCCAGCGCACAGAAUAUAAUGCUUCCCUUCUUGAAGAAGGCAAGAUUAUGCGCAAACUAAGUCACGAUCGGGUGGUGAAAUUACUAGGCAUCAUUCUGGAAGAUGGGAACUACUCUCUGGUGAUGGAGUAUGUGCACAAGGGAAACUUGAUGAAAGUACUAAAAACAUCCACUAUUCCCUUGUCUGUGAAAGGGCGGUUCAUCUUGGAGAUCAUUGAAGGAAUGCUUUAUUUAAAUGAGCAGAGUUUGGUACACAAAGACUUGAAACCUGAAAACAUCCUUGUAGACGAUGACUUUCACAUUAAGAUUGCAGAUCUUGGCGUCGCCUGCUUUAAAAACUGGAGUAGACUGACCAAAGAAGAGACCAGCCGGCAGAGGAAAAUCAAGAGCAAUUCCAAGAGCGCAUCCAGGAGCGCCGCUGGCACUCUUUUCUAUAUGGCCCCGGAGCACUUACUCUCAGUUAACACAAAACCUGUGGAGAAGUCAGAUGUUUACAGUUUUGGCAUAGUGCUCUGGGCAAUUUUUGCCAACAAAGAGCCAUAUGAAAAUGCUAUAAAUGAAACACACAUUUGCUUUGGCAUCAUGAAUGGGAACAGGCCAAAUACAGAUGAUAUUAAAGACAGUUGUCCAAAGGAAAUUAUCGACUUAAUGAAGUACUGUUGGCAACAAGAGCCAGAAAAUCGGCCGACCUUUUCAGAAAUUAGUCAGAAAUAUAAGCCAUUUUACUGUGAGCAACUAGAAAAAGAUGUUGAAGAUGACUUGAGAAAGAUAAAGAAAGUGUACCCUGGGCCAACUGAACUUGUGAAAAGGAUGCAGUCCCUUCAGAUAGACUCUGUCGCAGAAUCUCCAAAUAACGGACAUGCACAAACAGAUCAGCCCAAUUCCCUACAUAGCUCUCAGGGUCUCAUGACUGGCAAUGUGGAUGAAGCCAUGUUUGCUCCCUUUCCGGCAAACCAGCCUGUCGAGAGCUGUGAGACCUCCUUUGAGGCCUCUAUGGGCCUAGAAAGAAAACUGCAGGAUGAAUUAAAUUAUCAUAAGUAUGGCAGUCGGAUGGAUAAUUCAGAAAGCCAACCUGUGAUAUACAGUGCUGAAAAGAGAGAGGAGGAAAGAAGACGAAGGGUGUCCUUUGAUCCAUUUGCAACUCCACCUGCUGCUCCACAGAUGUGUGAAUCGUAUCUGCAAGCUGAAAGCACAAGGUCAAAAGCCAGUCCCUAUAGUAACAUGACCAAUUACAGUCAUUUACAACAACCACCACCACCAGCUGCAGCAACUCCAAUAUGGGAAAAUGUACCAUACAAUCCAAAUAUUAUGCAUGGGACAAGGCCUCUAGAUCCGAUAAUAGGCUGUCCAGAGGAUCUCUAUGGAUCAAAUUCAGCCAAUACAUUUAGUCUGAAUAAACCCCCUGUGCCUGAAUCUGGCCUAGACCAGCAUCCACAAGCAUCCACACCUUUGUUUCCAAAGAGCCCGAAUACAGAGACAGGCAAAAUGGAAUCCAAUCCUUUUAAGAAGGGGAAUUUUGCAUAUACGCCUACUACAUCUGUACAACACAAAAUGAGCACAGAUGAACCUGCAAAAUACACCAUAUAUAACAGUACCGGAAUUCAAAUUGGAGCCUACAAUCACAUGGAGAUUGAAGAACAGAAUCUAUAUGUAAGCAGUGUUCCGGUCAACACGCAAAACACUUAUGCACAUUAUGAAAACAUCGGUAUAUUUGGUAGCACCUCUAUCCUCUCUGAAAAACAGCUGAAUCUAGUGAGAGAGAACUUGGCUAAACAGUGGAAACACUGUGCUCGUAAACUGGGCUUUAGUGAGCCACAGAUUGAUGAAAUUGACCAUGACUACGAACGAGAUGGACUCAAAGAAAAAGUUUACCAAAUGCUGCAGAAAUGGGUUAUGAGUGAAGGCUACAAAGGGCCUACAAUAGGAAAGCUGGCCAGAGCCCUCUAUGACUGCAAAAGAAUAGAUCUCCUUAAUGAUUUGAUAAAAAUGAACCAGGAGUAGGCGAACUGGAAACUUGGUGGAAAUGGCUGUGAUAUUUUCUCUGAAGAUCCUCCUACUGACAACAUGAAACAAUCUUGUAAAAGUGCUGCAUGAGACGCCUGUCUAGAAUAUGCACAUAUUUCUGUCAAGCAGUAUACAGUAUCCUGUAGCUCAAAGCAUUUAAUUUUUGAAAAGACAGGACAACUAUUAAAAGCCUGUCCUCGGGGGGGGAAAAAAGAAGCUCUUCCUUUUACAGUGAAGAUAAUAGGUUAUCUAAUAAACUUUGUCCAAGGACAAAAAAAUCUAAAACAAAAUCUGAAUUAUGUAUGAUAUGAGACAUAACAUGGAAGGGAAGGGAUUGGCGGGGGGAGGGGGGGGCGGAUUUGGAUCUAAUUUUUCCACAGAACUUUUGGACGGCUAUCUCGAAGCAUGCACGAAGCUGUUUUUAAAGUGCCUUCAUUUCUCCCUAAAAGAAGCAUGGCAUUUACGCAAAACUCACAUCAAUGAGAGUGUAUCAUGGAUUUUGUCACACCACUUUUAAGCCCUGGAUUGAAAACAAAACCAAACCCCUCAACUCUUCUAAGCACAGCCAAUAUCCACAGGAGAUUGUCAUAACUCAGACUGCCUUAUAUAGAUUCAUCACCUUAUUUUUUUAAAUGCCCUUUUUAUAACUUUAAUAAAAUAUAAAUUGUAUAAUAAAAAUACAGAAGUAUAAAAAGAUACAAAGUAUUGGUGUAAGAGCAAUAAUGAUUAUCAAGUAUAGAAACCACUGUGUAA
Molecule: messenger RNA, 3127 nt
Organism: Malaclemys terrapin pileata
Lineage: Eukaryota; Metazoa; Chordata; Testudines; Emydidae
Gene: RIPK1
Product: receptor interacting serine/threonine kinase 1
Exons: 13
Coding region: 89-2371 (760 amino acids)
Biological process (GO): signal transduction; protein phosphorylation
Molecular function (GO): ATP binding; protein binding; JUN kinase kinase kinase activity
Source: RefSeq, a predicted model, not a curated record